Messenger RNA from Candoia aspera, 2084 nucleotides. RefSeq names its product homeobox A10 (gene HOXA10). Gene Ontology annotation, biological process: regulation of transcription by RNA polymerase II. The transcript is spliced from 3 exons. Gene Ontology annotation, molecular function: DNA-binding transcription factor activity, RNA polymerase II-specific; RNA polymerase II cis-regulatory region sequence-specific DNA binding. The coding region runs from base 1 to 1215 and encodes 404 amino acids. The record is from RefSeq and is a predicted model, not a curated record. Gene Ontology annotation, cellular component: nucleus. Lineage: Eukaryota; Metazoa; Chordata; Lepidosauria; Squamata; Candoiidae.
AUGUCAGCCAGGAAGGGCUCUCUGCUCUCUUCGCCAAAUUAUUCCACGGCAAUGGCAUGUUCGGAGACCCCAGCUGCAAACGCUUUUUUGGUGGACUCUUUGAUCAGCUCAGCCUCAGGCAGAGGGGAAGGAGGGGGAGGCUGUGGCGGCGGCGGCGGAGUUGCAGGAGGAGGAGGAGGAGGAGGAAGAGGCGGCGGCGGCGGCUACUACCCGAACAACGGUGGCGUCUACCUGCCACAGGCGUCUGAUUUGCCGUACGGGUUGCAAAGCUACGGGCUGUUCCCGGUCCUGAGCAAACGCAGCGAGGAUCUGCCUCCUCCGCCGCCGCCAGGCAUGGUUCCCACUCCGCACACUUACAUGUCAGGGAUGGAGGUCUGGCUAGAUCCCCCGAGGUCCUGCAGCCUUGAAGAGCCCACAAGCCCGCAGGCGACCUCCUGCUCCUUCGCUCCCACCAUUAAAGAGGAGAGCUCUUACUGCCUCUACGACUCGGACAAGGGCCGCAAAGAGGCGUCGGCCACCGACUUGUCGCCUUUCCCGAGGCUAAGCGCAGAGAUCUGCGCCGUGAAUAACGUGGCGGCUGGGGUGCCCGUCCCGGGCUACUUCCGCUUGUCUCAAGCCUAUGGCACCGUCAAGAGCGGCAGCUGCUACAGCAGCCCCCACCACCAGCACCAGCACCAGCACCACCAGCAGCAGCAGCAGGAGCCGCCGCCGCCGCCGCCGCCGCCGCACCCGGGCUUCGAGUCUUCUCCGGCGUUUCCUCUGGCCGCCCCAUUGCCCGAGCGGGGCAAGAAAGACAGCGAGGAUUCCUCCCCGCCGAGCACUCUGGCCGGGGAUUCGCAGAGAGCAGAGGAAGACGCGCAGGCUUCCUCUUCUGCCGCAGAAGAGCUGUCGCCGGCCCCCUCGGAGAGCAGUAAGCCUCCCUCCGAGAAGGGAGCCCUAGGCGGCUCGAAGGGGGAGAAUGCAGCCACCUGGCUCACUGCGAAAAGUGGUAGAAAGAAGCGGUGCCCUUACACCAAGCACCAAACGCUGGAGCUGGAGAAAGAGUUUUUGUUCAAUAUGUACCUGACUCGUGAGCGUCGCCUAGAAAUCAGCCGCAGCGUCCACCUCACGGAUAGACAAGUAAAAAUCUGGUUUCAGAACCGCAGAAUGAAGCUGAAGAAAAUGAACAGAGAGAACCGGAUUCGGGAGCUCACAGCCAACUUCAGUUUCUCCUGAUGGACCUAUGGACGCCUUUGAAUGGUCUAAACAGCCAGUAUGAUCCUGCACCCCACCCUAACCCACCCCACCCCAUCUGGUCAGGCUUUAGCUAUUGGCACCUAUGUGGAUCUCAACCUUUCUGUCCCAUUCUCAGCCUCGCCAUAGCUCCUUUGUGGUUGAUUUCGUUGGGAUAAAGCCAUAACAAGGCACAGCCCAGCAUUCCUUCUGGACUGCCCUUCUUCUGGUUUCGCUUUUGGAGAGCCUGGCGCUGAGAAAUAGGGUAUCCAAAACCCUGUGUGCCUAUUCUCUUUUCCCUACCUAUCCCUCAAACAAACAAACAAACAAAAAACAAUCAGAAAAAAAACCUAGCCAAAGGAAAGGUGCAUUCGAAACCUCUCCGCUAAGCUAUGCCAUGUGUUGCAAACUGGGGUUGAGUGUCGCUUUCAAUCAUUUAAACAUUUGACCACGCCACCCCAAAUAUGGAUCGGGUUUGAUAUCAUUAUUAUUAUUAUUAUUAUUAUUUUCUUGUGCAGCCAAUGUUAAGCAGCCAUUAUGGAAAGAAAAAAGGGUCAGACUGUAUGGUGUAAGAAGCCAAAACUGUGUGUGUGUUUAAUCAUUUAUUUUUCUAAAUGUUUAAUAUUGCAGCUUUAAAAGUUUCCCUGGGAAAGAGAGAGAGAGAGAGAAACUGCUCCCCAUCUCUCUUGAAAGAUAAGAACAGUUUUAUGUUCCUUAAUGGUUAAAUUAUUACAUUUUCUGGUUGUAGGUAAUGACUGAAGGUCGUUUUUGCUUUAGAUAAAUGGUUCUUAUCGUUCCUUAUGCUUGACAAGCACAUACAAAGAAAGAUACGAAGGAACAUUUAUCUGAAUGGACAAGGGGGCAGAAUUUUG